UUGCAGCACUAGUUCAGCACAAAAGAACAGGCCUACUAAGUGCCGCGAGUUGAGUAAAACGACUAACUGGAUAUAUUCGGAUAAUUCCAACAUUCUGUUCAAUCCACGUGCAUUAUCGAAGAAAAUACGAGUUGCAAUUAUCUCGAAGUAUUAUUUAAUCGUAUAGUGUAAACGUAGUUUCAAAAUGCGUUUUAUACUGCACGAUUAGAGACAAGAAUUGAGAGACAAAGAAGUUAAAAAGAGAUAUAAAAGGAAAAUUGCAGAGACACACGCUCACUCACAUUUUUUUAGACUCAUGUUUUGAUUCCGGCGUAUCUAAAUGCAAUUAUAGAUUUUUAUAGAGCAUGUGUGUGUCCGUAACUUUGGAUUAUACGUUGUUUAUAUUUGAAAAUUGGUUAUUAUAUUUACUGACACUGCAAGUUGCAUAGAAAAUUGUGAAAAGUACGAUGGCUGAUUCCUCAGGAGAUGUACCAAAAGAAAGCUCUUCAAAAGUAAAUCAUUAAUGGUUAAAGAUAUAUUAUAUGUUACAAUUUGUAGUUUUGGAGAUAUUGUGGAUCAGAGAUUCUAUGUAGGCUAGCAAAAAGUGUAAUUAUUGUACUCAAAAAUUGCUACUAGUGAAAAGAAAUCUUCUAUAGAAGGAUUGAAUGCUAUAAUGACUGAAGGUUAUAAAAAAUUCUGCUGAUAGCAAAGAAUUGACUACUGAUAGCGAAGAAUUGACUGCUGAUAAGGGUGAUAAGAAAGCAGUUUGCUCAGUUAUAGACAUUAAAGGCUUGUCUAAGAAAUAAAAAUCCCAUAAAGCAGCAGUAAAAUAUUUUAAUAUGGAACAUUGUGUUGUAUUCAUGGAACAACCAUGUGACUACUGUAAUAUUUGAACCAAGGACUUUUCUAUGCAUUGGCAAUGCCAAACACUGGCAAAAUAAUCUAUGAAACAUAUGGCAGACAAGGAAUCUUUGAAUUACCGUACACCUUGUACGGAUAUUAACGACGAGAUUGAAGGUCUUAAUGAAAGGCUGUUGCAAUUAUUAAGUGCACAAAAAGUCUCGUCGCCAGAUGCAACAGCUAAGAACCAAUCAUUGUGUAAUAGUAGAUUAGGAAAUAAUAGUAGUUCUAAGGUAGAAUUAGAGGCAUCGGCUUCUCCAUUGUUCAGUCAUUGCAGAUAUGAUUGUUCUUUUAUGCAUCAUGACAGCCCAGUUAAUAUGCCACCUGUUAAUAUGCCACCAAAUUAUCUUCCACCUAUCGGUGUAUUCUGGGACAUUGAAAAUUGUCAAGUUCCUAAGGGCAGAUCCGCCAUAGCGGUUACACAAGUAAUUAGGGACAAAUUUUUUAGUGGCUAUAGAGAAGCAGAAUUUAUUGUAGUUUGUGACGUUCAAAAGGAAAAUAAUCAAAUCAUACAGGAACUGAACGACGCUCAAGUUAAUUUAAUACAUGUAGCUGCUACAUGCAAAAACGCUGCUGAUGAGAAACUUAAACAAUCCAUCAGGAGAUUUGCUGACAUUCAUGGUAGCCCAGCAGCUAUAAUCUUAAUAUCCGGCGAUAUUAAUUUUGCCGCUGAUCUCAGUGAUUUACGUCAUAGGAAAAGAAUUCAUGUGAUACUGCUGCAUAAAAAGAAUACCUCAGAAGCAUUAAUAUUAUGUGCUAACGAACAUUAUGACUUUACGGAGCUCAUGGAACCACUGCCGUCCAGAACUCCAGCAAAGGGUGUUGAAUCCUAUGACCUUCUAGUUAGUAACCUUCCUGAUGAAAAGGAUGUUAUAGUCAUUAAACGUCGUCUUAAGCAAUUAUCUGAUAACUGUGGUGGUCGUGUGGUGGAUGUCCAGUCAAAUACAGCCAUUGUACGCUUUACAUCGCAAAGUUCUGCAGACAGAGCUCAGAAGCGUAUGGACGGAGAAUAUGUUCUUUCGUCGAAAAUAUCUGUAAGGCAUUAUAAAGAAAAAGGGAAUACAAUCAAAAACCAAGGAAGUAUUGUAACGCGUAGCCGGGCGGUUAGUGAGUCUGAAAUUGUUGCUAACUCCUCUAAGCAAAUGUAUGGUAGUGCGGGCGCCUCCGUGUCAGGGACAAGAACCCUGCAGUUUCCACAUUAUCAAUCGUCCUCACCUGUAGUGGGUGCUUACUCUACUUUCAAUGCUCAUUGUGCACCUGUCAAUACCACGUCAGGAGUGAUACAGCAACCUCCAAUAUUUUAUGGAAGAUCAUAUCCAAAUAAUAGUGAUGUGGCUUUUAAUAGAACAUAUAAUGAUCUUGGUAGAGUACAGUCGCCAUUGAUUUGGCAAGUUCCAGGACCUCAAUCGUAUGGCCAAUUGUGGGAAGAACAAUACAAAAUGGAAAAGCAGAAGUUAGGGAAGCGAGUUCAUGUCUCGCAGGUUCGAGACAAUAAUAUUUCUAGUACUGCAAUCUCACGUACUCCCGAAGGCCUUAGACGCGUUAGAGGUACGCAUAGUUCAUUUGUUCAUACUUCAGAAUGGAUUGGAGGACGACAGUUAGCUGUCCCGCCUAAUUAUAAUGCCAGUGGACAAACAAAUUCUUUUAAACGGCGUAGUCCAUCCCCAUUGUACGAUACGCAAAUUAGAGAUAAGAAUGUAUGGAAUGGUCAGAAUCAACAACAAAUUUCUUCACGUAACAAUAGAACACCAUCACCUUAUGAAAGUAACAUGUUACAAGGAACAGGACAACAUAAUCAAACUUCACGUUCACACCUGAGUGAUGCAGAAAAUGAGGAAGUAGAGAAAUUGUUUAACCCUACAAAUAAUCGCACUGCAUCCGGCACAAAUAACGGCGCUAAUACAACUAUUGAAUUACAAGUAACGAAUUUGGAUCAGAACAUCGAUACAAAGGACAUGAAACGAAUUCUCUCGUCUGUAUUUGCAGAACACGUAACAGUAUUACAUAUUUCUGUAUUUAUGCAAUCGGACGGUAACUUCGCAGCUAGCGUCAGAGUACCUUCGUUAUCGGACGCACAAUAUGCAAUCUCGCAGUUGCAUCGCCGUAAAGUAGGCUACAAGCGCAUUUUGAUAUCGUACGCUCACACCGGUGGUCCGAACCCGCAGCUUAUUCGUGCACAAAUUGUAAUGCUCCUGCAAGAUGUUCCAGGACAUAAACUCCCACUAUUCAAGUUCCGCGAGAUGUACGAGAGCCGGUUCAUGAUUUCCAUAAGCGUAUCCGAAUUAUACAAAAUGAAGGAUGUAUGCCUAAUUACGGAAGAUACAAGUGGCAGAAUGGUUUCGCUCAAUCCGGAUCACAGGAACACACCGUCACCAUGUAAUACGACACAGGAGGGACAAGUCAAAUUGCCAUAUUGCACGAUUCACACUUCAAAACCGUUAACGUCUGAUAAAGGUUGGGCAGAACAGGAAAUGGCAUCUUUACCCAAUGUAAAAAUUUCCUUGAAAGUUCUUGAGAGUCGUAUGCAACAAUUACUAGCAUCACACAAUAGCAUUCUACCUCUACCAAGUCUACCAAAUUGUUACGAGGCUGAGUUUAAGGAACCAUUAGAGAUUAUAGAUAGUGGUGUACCUUUGGAACACUUGGUAUCGUGCUUAUCAUCAGUGGAAUUGAGACAGGAUAUCGGAAGCGUGAAAUAUAUCGUAUGGAUAGGAAACAAAAAUGUUGAGAAUCACGAAGAAACAAAGUGUGUGAGUCCAUCACUUGCCAAUCAGUUGGCCCUUUUCAGUCGCGAAUUGGUGGAUCUUCUGAAAACCGCCUCGCACUGCCAAUUACCCUUUAAUCGAUUUAUACCAGCGUAUCAUCAUCAUUUCGGACGACAAUGUAGAGUUGCUGAUUACGGAUUCACUAAACUAAUUGAUCUGCUAGAAGCACUUACACAUACAGUUCAGGUAAUGGGUGAGGGCAAUAAGCGAGUGGUUACUUUGUCGCAUCGUGCGCAAGUACGACGUUUCACGUCAGAUUUACUGCGAGUGUUGAAGUCAAAAGCGAGCAAGCAAGUAGCACUCUCGGAAUUUCCAACUGUUUAUAGCAGAGUAAUAGCAAAACCGUGGGAUAUUGUAGAUUAUGGCGUAUGCGAUAUCGAUGAUAUUCUUGGCGAGGUAUCUGAAAACACGGUCGUUGUAACAUCUAUCGACGGCGGCGACAAAAUGAUAGCUAUUCCUAAACGCGAGCAGACCGCAGAGGAAGUAGAACGCACCAAACUGUUCGCUAGAGAAGUUGUUGAAUUACUACAACACGCACCUCAAUGCAGAAUGCUGUUCAACAAAUUUGUACCAUCCUACCAUCAUCAUUUUGGUCAUCAGUGUCGUGUGUCGGAUUACGGAUUCACUAAAUUAAUUGAAUUAUUCGAAGCGAUCCCAGAUGUCGUUAAGAUCGAGGAAGUGAAUGGAGGUGAGCGACAGAUAUCCUUAACUGAAAAGGAAGGUCUCAAAGUUUUGGCUGAGCAAAUAUCAAAAUUAGUGAUGCGCACCAAAGGCGGCCUUAGCAUUUCGAACAUCGCGCAAAUGUUCUCGCAUCAGUUCGGCUACUCUUUGCGUCCAGAAUUAUUCGGCUGCAGUUCUAUGUUACAACUUAUGCAGAAACUGGGAGAUACUAUUAAGAUCAUAGAUUUGGCCACAGGACCCGCUAUCAUCACAAUAGAUAAAUCGCAUUUACAACAAAUAAUCCUUCAGUGCCGACGUAUAUUGAUGGAUCAACCCCAAUAUAAAAUGCCUAUCAGAGAAUUUCUGCGCCAAUACUCUCAGUAUUAUUUGAAACAGUGUAAUUUAAGCGAGUUUAAAAAGGAUUUAGCCAAUGUUGUUCAGUUUAUAAUGGUAAACAAUGAGCAGUUUAUCGAAUUGACACCAUUACAUCGCUUUGCCUGCGAUGUUUGCCGUGUAAUGAUGAAUUGCGGUGGUACAUUAAACUUAUCUCAAUUUGAUGUGGCAUAUUCAACCAUCAUAGGCGCACCUUGUAAACCCGUCCAGUACGGUUUCCCAACGCUGAUUGCACUACUGCAAGCGUUACCAUGUACUGUAACGAUAAAAGACACACGCAAAAAAAGGGGAAUCAUUUAUUUAAAUAAAAAAAUAAUUUCCGCGGCUGACAUGCUGUUACCAUCGUACAAACCAGUUUCAUCUUAUCAUGAUACGGAUUCCAGCAAUGAUUCGUUUGAAAGUGACUCUUCUUAUCACGUAAACAUUUCCAACGCAUCGAGCAUGAUAGAUGAUCCCGAGAAAUGGUUCGAACACGUAACAAACAUUAAUUCGUGGAAAGCUAAAGAUGAGAGAACUUUUUGGUCCAAGGACUGUGACAAGCAUUGGAAAAACUUGCAAGGUAUAGAGGAUCACUCGAUUAACUGGCCGAUAUCGGAAAACAGCGGUGAUAGCCUCAUGAAGAGCUUGAUGCGCACGCCGAUUAUGCGACACAACUUCCCACCGCCACCGCCUAAGCCUGACUCGCCGCCCGAGGAUGCAGUAUCUAAAGGAGGUUGGAAAUGUUCAUUGUGGAUGUCUCCAGGCAAAUUUCCAUAUCCGCAGGAUGAACAUUCCACGAAUGUGCAGGUUCCGCCGUUAACUCUGCCAAGCUGGAAUCCAAUUACGUCCAACGAUGAUGCGUCGGACUUGCUAUCGCCGACCAAAAAUCUAUUACCCGCUGCCGCGAAUCCCUUAUAUCCGCAUACCUCUCCUUACUACGCAAAGUGCAACACUGUUAUUGCGCCUCAUCCGUCUGAACUGCCACUUCCUUCACUAUCAUUAACGCCCAAGAAAAUGGCAGAUAAUCAGAAGAAAAAUGCCAGGAUGUAUCUCAAUCUCGCGAGUUCCGAUAGUGACAAUAAUACUGUCGAUGAUGACGAAAACAGCGAUACUCACAGCACUUCCAGCAAACCUUUAGUGAAAGGGAAGAGACGUCUGGCGGCCCAAUUCAAUCAGCCGAUCGAGUCAUAAACAAAAAGUACACAUGUAUAUAUAGUGAGUGAGAAAGAGAGAAAGAAAGUGAAAUACGUGAUAAGUUCAGAAUCGGAAAACCGGUCGAGUCAACGUUUCCGUAGAUCACCACACACAUUUAAAUGGGUUAAAUUAUACCUAUAUACUGUUCCAUGAAUGGUAGGUACCACACUUUAUUUAUACUCGAAAUUUACAAUAAAUUUGUGUAUAGAUUAAAUGUGUAUGCAAACCGACAAAGAAAAAUGAUGAGUUAACAAGUUAUUUUCAAAAUGUAUGAAAAUAUACAUCGAGCCGGGUCAGAAUCAUAACAUAACGCGUUUAUAGUGAGUGACAUGUGCUGACGGUAUUGCAUAUAGAACGUAUAAAGCAUUUUUCGUACUGUGAUAUAGGAUAUAAAAUAAGCGAGAUGAUAGUAAUAGUACAUCAGGAAGGAAGCUUGGAAUGGCAAUAAUUUAUCUUUAGGCAAAUUGCAUACACACAUAGAGACGCAUGACCCAAUGUAAUUGAUUUUUCAAAUUAUAUAAUUAUAUAAUUAUAUCUUUACAAUGAAAUUAUAUAAUUAUAUUUAUCUCUUGUUAUAUUCUACUUAAACACGCUAUCUUAUUUAAUAUUAUACUUUAAUCUAUUAUUUUUAUUUGUAUGGUAUUUACAAUCAAUUUACACCUGAUUGUUUUAACUAUUUGUAUUAACAAUACAUAUCAUGGCAUAAUUUGUACCUGUUUUUAAUUUUAUAAUUGUUCACAUAAAGCUAAAAAGAGGUCAAGCUAGAUUCCAUACUUGUCGUAAUACAUUAACGUUCCCUUGUGGAUAAAUUAUUGGACCACUCCUUUCGAUUUGCCUACAUUCAUACUAUCAGAGAAGAAAAGUGAAAGAGAGAUAAAAAUUGCAUUCAUAUGACAUAUUAUAUGUCUAACGAAUUAUGCAUAAUUGUUGCCAAUUACAAAUUAAAUGAACUGGAAUUCAUUUGUCUACCAAUGCACCUUCACUUGUACAGCUAUUCAUCUUAAUCGCCUUACGAAUUUCCCAUCGAUACAUUUUUAUGGCGCAAUGUAUAAUUUUAUUUCGCAAAUAUGAAAACAAAUGUGUUAUGAAUCUGAUGAGAUGCAAAAUUGGAGUAAGAUAUUAUUAUUAUUAUUAUAUUAUGAGAUACAAUAAGUUGUCAUGUAGAUAGAAAGAAACGCAAGAAAAGACAUAAUUUUAUCGUUGGAAAAAAAAUUUUUUCGAUAUUCAAAAAUUAGUACUAUUAUUUAGUAUAGCGUAAAAAUGAUUAAAGAACAGUGUAAUGGUGUGCGACACGCGAAACAAUUUUAACAAAGAUCUUUGCAAGACAAAUUCGUCGAAUAAUGCUAAAUAUAUUGCGAUAAAUAUCACAGUUUUAUUCUAAAAGAGACAAAACAAAUAUAAAGUUUGCACCAAGCAUCUCUGUAUCAGCAGGCACCGCGCAACUAAUUUUUUUCUUGUUCUUUUUCAUUCGAGGAGAGUUGUGGCAACUGCGUGAUACAGAUUUUUUUAUAAUAUUUGGUUAAUAUGUAGGAUGCGUGAGAUAUAAGCUGCUGAGAUAUAAUCUGAAUUCGCUGUUCUCUGAAUUGUACAGAAAUGAAUGUAAUGAUCUCACUUUUAAUCUUAUACCUCAUGCUCAUCAUUGAUGUGACAUGGAUACAUAAUAAUUUUGCGGCAUGAAAUGGCUUAUUACGUUGUAUCAUAAGAUUAUCACUAAAAGUCAUUGCGAGUUUUAUGAGAUGUAGUAAUUGUCGUUUUGUCAUCAGAUUUAAAAUUAAAUAUAUUAGAAAUUUACGUGAAUUUGAAAUAUACGCGUAAUACUUGUAGUCUCUGCCGGAGAUGAAAAUUCGCAAUGAAUUUAGUGACGGUCAGGAAUCAGUGUUACGUGGUAAUCUAAAGAUGGUGAUAUUUCACGACACUUUUUUUAAUACUUUGUUUAUUUAUUCUUAUUAAGAAAAAUCGUUUUGUUAUAUAUUGUUUGCCCAUGUGUAAGAAUCAAUCCUAUUGUAUUUUAUAUCAUUGUGGAAGAUUUUGUACGUGUCUUACAGAGAAAUUUUUAAUUCGUUCAGUCACGCGAGUAUCUUAUGUUGUGUUAAUUGUACUACUAUAUAAGAUAUUUCGUGCGGGUAGCUGUUUGCAUUAUAAAUAGUAUUGUGUAUAAUGAAUAUUUUAUAUGUAUCCAAUUCACUUUGGCCAUUCCAAAUAAUGGAUGAGUAAUUUAGUUAACAUAAACACAAUAUCGAGAUAGAAGAAACUGUAAAUGCGAUCGAUGUGUACAAUUUUAUCGUAAUAACAAAGAAAAAAGAUAUUGUAAUGUAUAAAUCACGGUGGAAUCUUCUAAAUGAGUGUUUCUUAAAUUAAUUUGGUAUACAUGUACAAUAGGCAUAACGUUUUUAUAUAUUGUACAAUGAAGUAAGGAAUAAAAAGAAUUGGCUCAUUCAA
Odontomachus brunneus is the source of this 8309-nucleotide messenger RNA. It is a transcript of the gene Marf1, whose product is annotated as meiosis regulator and mRNA stability factor 1. The transcript is spliced from 26 exons. Lineage: Eukaryota; Metazoa; Arthropoda; Insecta; Hymenoptera; Formicidae. Gene Ontology annotation, biological process: post-transcriptional gene silencing. The record is from RefSeq and is a predicted model, not a curated record. The coding region runs from base 924 to 5867 and encodes 1647 amino acids. Gene Ontology annotation, cellular component: peroxisome; cytoplasm. Gene Ontology annotation, molecular function: CCR4-NOT complex binding; RNA nuclease activity; mRNA base-pairing post-transcriptional repressor activity.